CUGGGCACAGAGGAGCCCCUAAUGUGCUCCUGGGUGCUCUCCCUGCCUUUGUGCUGCUGUCCCCAGCAAGUCCUGGGGACACCUGAGGACCUGGAUGUCCCUGCUGUGUCUGGGACAUGCUUCUGCUGGCUCAGCCCUUCCCUUCCAUGGCUCCAGCUGCCUCAGAGCCCCCUGGUCACACGAUGACAGCUCCAGUGAUGCCCUCAGGCAUGGGGACAGGGAGGGUUCCUGCUCACCCCCACUCUGAGGAGCCCAUCCUGAACUUCACCUUGAGGCUCCUGGAUGGUGAGUGCAGGAAAACACUGGGGGUGAGACCAUGGGAUGGGUCCAGCCAAGACCCAGGGCUCAACCAGCAGCAGUCAGUGCCUUCUCCUGGCUGGCCCCAGGACUUGGAGCACCAGGAAAGGUGGCUGUCCCUGCAGGAGCUCCCCCCUGUCCUUGUGGAGGGUGUAGGGCUUUGAGAUGUUCCCAGUGCUGUGCCUGAUGCCACAAGGGGGUUUGGGCUCAGCUCUGCCCCCAUGGGUGACAUGGUCCCUCUCAGCUCCAUGGGGAGUCCAGGAAGCUCUGGAGAGCAGGGAAAGCAGGACUGGGGGACAGAGCCAGGAUGGGGGGUGGGCUCUGAAAGGGGAAGCUGUAGGGAUGGUGGUCUGGGAUGUGUCUGGUGCCCUCACCUCUGGUGGGACAGGUCUGGGGGUGUCACACUGAACCCACAAUCCCCAGAGGACUCCAGUGCCACUCCAGAGAAGCUGCCAGUGCUCAGCCCUGGCUCUGUGAUCCACCUGGAAGCCAGUGUCCACUUCAGUCCCAGCAUCUCCAUGAAGAUCCAGGUGGAUCAGUGCUACUGGACCACCACGGAGCAGCCAGGACACUCCAGGAGGGUCUUCAUGGUGGUGAACAGCCGUGGGUCAGUGCUGGUGGGGCAGGAAGCAGGGGCUCCUUCUCCAGCCACCCUGGGGUCCUGCAGGACCUCCUGAUGGAAAGGGAUGUCCAGAGCCUGGAGACAGCCCUGGAAUGUCCUGUGUCACUCUCCUGCCACAGGUGCCUGCAAGGGGAGAAGCUGGGGAACAUGUCUGUCCAGCAGCAGAGAGGGGGUUCUGUCCUCCAGCUCCCCAUCCUGGCCCCCACGCUGGAGGGGGAGCCCAAGGAGGAGCAGGUGAGUGGGGAUGAUGCCCUUGCUGGUGGGAUGGAGGUCCCAGGGAGGGACAUGACCCGGGUGUCCCAAAACAUUGUCCAUCCUGAGACAUGGUGCUCCUGCUGGGGUGGCCUCAGCCCCACGAGGUCAUGCAGGAGAGCAGGGUCCCUGAGGAAGGACAUGGUGCCUCAGCAGGUCUACGUGCACUGCCUGCUGAUGGCAUGGGGACAAGGACGUGCCACCACGUCCUGCUUCUACAGCCACACCACGGCCAGGUACGCUGCGUGUGUGGGGACACAAGCACCCCAUGGGUGUGCUGGGGACAGAAUUCACCUCUGGGAGACCAAGUCACCCCAUUGUGGUCUGGAUGUCACCUCUUAUUCGAUGGCAGAUGGUGGCAUUGCCACAGGUUCCAGCUCCCCCAUGCUGCAGAGGUAUUGUGGAGAUGCUUGGAGACAUCUCCUCUGGGACAGCACCACGUGGGUCUUGUGGUGGAGUCUGGGGACCCCUAGAGCCACCCCCCAGUUCUGUCCUCUCCUCUCUCUGCUGGCACAACGCAGAGGACCCUGUCCAGAGUACCCCAUGCCACUGCUGUGACACCGGCUGUGCUGCUGCUGACACCCUCCAUGGAGACAUGCCAGCAUUCCCAGGAGAGGGGACACUCCACCGGGAGACUGUUGGACCAGUGCUGGUGCAGAAGGAGAAGCUGCCAUGGCACAAAGGUGAGGGACACCCCAACUCUCUCCCAUGUUCCCAAAACCCCCACCCCUUGUGGUGACCCCCAGGUGUGUUUGUGCUGUUCCCAGCCCUGUGCUGGAUGGUGAAGAGGCUCCU
This is a messenger RNA of Zonotrichia albicollis (white-throated sparrow), 1966 nucleotides long. NCBI's taxonomy places the organism in Eukaryota, Metazoa, Chordata, Aves, Passeriformes, Passerellidae. The record is from RefSeq and is a predicted model, not a curated record.